ACGAGGGAGACCACACAUGCGGGGCGGGGCGCCGUACGCGGCACGCUCCAACUGAGAGAUCGGCCUGUAUAAAGGAAGGGGCCGUUCAGCGCUUCUUCCAUCAUCAUCGUCAUCGUCGCAGGGGGUCGAGAGAAGAGGGAGGAGGAGGAGAUGGGUCUGGAGGAAGAGUUCUUGGAAUAUGCUGAAAAAGCCAAAACUCUACCAGAAACGACAACAGAUCAGAGCAAACUUAUUCUUUAUGGACUUUAUAAGCAAGCGACAGUUGGGCCAGUGAAUACUAGCCGGCCGGGGAUCUUUAACCUCCGGGAUAGGGCAAAGUGGGAUGCUUGGAAGGCUGUUGAAGGGAAAUCGAAGGAAGAAGCCAUGACUGACUACAUCACCAAGGUUAAGCAGCUGCUGGAAGAGGCUGCUGCGUCUGCAUAAUUUAUCGAUCCUUUUAUUGGGGCUGAAUUAUGAGAAUCUAUCUGCCGCCGAACUUUUAAGUAUCAGUAUUUGGUUUCAUGACAUUGGUAUCUACUCGCCUAUUACUGUUC
Nymphaea colorata (pocket water lily) is the source of this 533-nucleotide messenger RNA. Its product is annotated as acyl-CoA-binding protein. Gene Ontology annotation, biological process: fatty acid metabolic process. Lineage: Eukaryota; Viridiplantae; Streptophyta; Magnoliopsida; Nymphaeales; Nymphaeaceae. The record is from RefSeq and is a predicted model, not a curated record. Gene Ontology annotation, molecular function: fatty-acyl-CoA binding. The coding region runs from base 151 to 423 and encodes 90 amino acids. The transcript is spliced from 4 exons.